AUGGGCUGUGUUCAAUCUACUGCCGUCGACAACGAGGCCAAGGCUCGCAACGAUGAGAUUGAAAACCAACUCAGACGAGAUCGAAUGAUGGCCAAGAACGAGAUUAAAAUGUUGCUUUUAGGAGCAGGAGAGUCAGGAAAGUCUACCGUCCUCAAGCAGAUGAAACUCAUUCAUCAUGGCGGCUAUAACGACUCUGAACGAGAUUCCUACAAAGAAAUCAUUUACUCGAACACCAUUCAGUCCAUGCGCGCCAUUCUGGAGGCUAUGCCUCAGCUUGAUAUAUCUCUAUCACCACAGAAUGAUGCUCGUCGUGCCGUAAUCCUCGCUCUUCCCGGCCAAAUUGAGGGCGAUGUGCUUCCAAGGGAUGUCGCCGACGCUAUUCGAGGACUUUGGCGAGACUCAGGUGUCAAGGAAGCCGUUCGUCGGUCACGAGAGUUCCAGUUGAACGAUUCUGCUGUCUACUACUUCAACGCAAUUGAUCGCAUGUGCGGACCAGGGUACUUGCCGACGGAUCAAGAUAUUUUGCGGAGUAGAGUGAAGACAACCGGUAUCACUGAAACCACAUUCAAGGUCGGCGAACUUACGUACAAACUCUUUGAUGUCGGAGGUCAGCGGAGUGAACGUAAGAAGUGGAUUCACUGCUUCGAGAACGUCACAGCGUUGGUAUUUCUGGUAUCCUUGAGCGAGUACGAUCAGAUGUUAUAUGAAGAUGAGAGCGUUAAUCGCAUGCAAGAGGCCCUGACUCUCUUCGACUCGAUAUGCAAUUCACGGUGGUUUGUCAAGACAUCAAUUAUUUUGUUCUUGAACAAGAUCGAUCUGUUCGCUGAGAAACUCCCACAUUCACCGCUUGGUGACUACUUCCCAGACUACACCGGCGGCGACAACUAUGAUGCCGCUUGCGAUUAUUUGCUUCACCGCUUCGUUGCGCUCAAUCAGAAUGCGGCAACCAAGCAAAUAUACGCUCAUUAUACUUGCGCAACGGAUACCCAACAAAUCAGAUUCGUGUUGAGUGCUAUUCAAGAUAUCCUGCUACAGAUUCAUCUUCGCGAGUGUGGUUUGCUGUGA
Molecule: messenger RNA, 1065 nt
Organism: Suillus fuscotomentosus
Lineage: Eukaryota; Fungi; Basidiomycota; Agaricomycetes; Boletales; Suillaceae
Product: G protein alpha-subunit
Exons: 7
Coding region: 1-1065 (354 amino acids)
Biological process (GO): G protein-coupled receptor signaling pathway
Cellular component (GO): heterotrimeric G-protein complex
Molecular function (GO): GTPase activity; G protein-coupled receptor binding; GTP binding
Source: RefSeq, a predicted model, not a curated record